AUGGCCAUCCGCGUUACAAGCAUCCUCAUGGCUGUUCUCUGCCUUGCCACAGCUGCCUCCAGCUCCUCCAUUCCUCGAAACUUCACCGCUUUUCACCGUGACGGACCGCGUCGCGCUCUUCUGCAGAUCCCCCCAUUCGACCCCGCUGCAGCCCUGGGCGCAGCAGCAGGAGCCAUGGCCGGCGCCGUCCAAUCAGCAGCCGCCACGUUGGCCAGCACCAUCGCGCAAGCUCCUGGCGGGCUCCUAUUCCACGACGCGGCUGGAAUCUGCCUCGAUUUUGGCCCUCUUCCCGCCUGCGACUUUUACUUCGAUCUGCUCGGUCCGCUCGGUCUGCCCUCGCUGCGCUUCCCCGUCGUCUCCGGCGGCGCUCUCGUGCUCUCCCAGCAGAACGGCGAUCGUCCCGUGAGCCUCGCCAUCGCCACCGGCGUUUCGCCUGACGCUGGCGAAAUUCUUGGUGAUAAGAAGGCGAAGAAGGGUGGUUACCAAGUGGAGAUUGAUGCGACGGGCCCGGCGAAGUACUGCAAGUGCGAGGCGGCGAAGCUGGCGAAAACAGUGGCGCAUGCUGGCGAUCAGUUCUACGCCACUGGACAGCCGGCCAAGGUAUGCGCGCGCACGUUUCAGAAGAACCUGCCAGCGUCGGCCUUCAAGGGGUGCUGUGUGCGCCUGCCACUCACCAGCGUGCAGCUCAAGGCACCCAAUGCCGUAGCCAUGGCCCGAAAGCGCAAGAGCGCCGCUAGCACUGCUGACUUGUGCCCGCGGGAUCUCAACGAGAUCCCGUACAUCGCUUGGAUGAACAAGCAGCUCGCGGCCGGCCGCAAGCCCGCCGGCCCCCUGCCCGAUGGUGCGCCCGGUGCGGGAGACACCUCGUUCGAAGCCCCGCGUGACGUGCCUACCCGCGGACGCCCUCAUGCCGACCGGGUUGCAUCAUCCCGCGUCGUGGACGACGAGGCCUUCGACGACGAUCCUGAUUUCAAUGACUGCGACGAGGCGUACGACGACGACGCGGACUCUGGCGAGGAGCCGGACAAGGGCAUGUCCCCCUCCGAGGACGAAGACGACGGCGACGAGGACGCUGAAGACGACGAGGACGUUGCCGAGGAGGCACAACCCACUACCCCGCCUACCCGUCGCGGCCGUGCGUCUACUGCGGCCGGAACCAAGACUGCCGCAAAGGGCGGAGAGCCUCCUCGUGGCGCGUCGAAGACGCGCAACCUGAACCCUGUCAGGCGGAGCGUGUGGUCUACCCGCGAGAGCACCAUUUUCGUCGCAGCUCGUUGGUUCAUGAAGGACGAGCUGGGCGCUCUCCUCGCCAAGCAGGGAUCCCAGUACUGGGCCCGCCUCGUGCGUCAUCUCGAGCAGGAGAACCCCGGGUGGGUCCGCGGCGUGAACGCACUGCAGAAGCAGUGGCGCAACCUCGUUAACGUGUACAAGCAGAUCAAGAAGGGGGAGAAGGCGAGCGGCAAGGGGGCGGUGUGCAAGCCUCCAUGGUACCCGUACAUGGCGCUAUUCCAGAACAACAAGGCUGUUGGUAACCCACACGCUGUCGACGGUGGUGGCGCGGCUCACGUCAACGUGCCGUGCGGUUUCGCGGUUCCGUCGCCAUCAGCACCAUGCACAUCUUCUCCGACUUUCACCGGGUAG
Molecule: messenger RNA, 1641 nt
Organism: Closterium sp. Naga37s-1
Lineage: Eukaryota; Viridiplantae; Streptophyta; Zygnematophyceae; Desmidiales; Closteriaceae
Source: the annotation of a GenBank genome assembly